Molecule: messenger RNA, 315 nt
Organism: Peniophora sp. CBMAI 1063
Lineage: Eukaryota; Fungi; Basidiomycota; Agaricomycetes; Russulales; Peniophoraceae
Source: the annotation of a GenBank genome assembly
AUGCAUCCUACACUUCGCUCGCUGGAGCAUAUGCACAAACCUUUGAUUCGCUUCCUGGGGAAGCACCAGUGGUCGUCCGAGGCACCGCACGCGCACCCAGCUGCACCGAAGGAUAUUGCCGACCGCUUCACUCAACUAUUCUCUUCACGCGCGUCUAGUGGAAGCGGCUCAGGCGCAAGUGCGAAGAAGAGCUCAGGUAGCUCGGGCGCACUGGAGUUCUGGGAGGCACCCGACCGCCUAUUCCGUCCGCGUAUACGGAGGAUUGACGAGUGGGAGAUUGACGCCGUUGAGACCGGCGGCGCAUCGCUGCAUUAG